Tetrahymena thermophila SB210 is the source of this 594-nucleotide messenger RNA. RefSeq names its product mapeg family protein. Gene Ontology annotation, cellular component: nuclear envelope; membrane; endoplasmic reticulum. The record is from RefSeq and is a predicted model, not a curated record. Lineage: Eukaryota; Ciliophora; Oligohymenophorea; Hymenostomatida; Tetrahymenidae. The transcript has 3 exons. Gene Ontology annotation, molecular function: glutathione peroxidase activity; glutathione transferase activity.
AUGACUUUCUAACACUUCUACGAAGAUCCUGCUCCAACUGCAAACGCCCCUGUUGACAACCAAUCUGUUAUUUCUGUUGACAAGAUGUACGGUUUGGUAGUUAUCUCUGCUUUAACUCUCUGCUUCCAAUGCGCUGUCUAUGGAUACUUCCUCGUUGGACGUUACAGAUCUAAAAUUUUUAAUAAGAGCUUCUUAGAAGCUGAGUUCGGACAACUCCAUAAAGACGUUACUUAAAGAUCUAUUGAAGCUGGUGGUUAUCCUGAUAUGGGUAGUGGUGUAUACGCUUAGAGACUUGACUACUAUUCUUGGUUAUUAUUCAAUAAAGCCCAAAGAAUUCACUCUAACUUCUAAGAAACCCUUCCUAUUUCAGUCUUUUUCCUCUUAGUUGCUGGUUUAUAGUUCCCUAUCACUGCUUCAGUUUUUGGUUUCAUUCAAGUUUUUGCAAGACUCCUCUCUCUUGCUUACAUCUCCAACUAAGGUGCUACUCACCCCCUUAGAAGAAUAUCUUCCUUACUUAUUCUUGUUUCUAUCCUCACAACUUUCGUUUUAGCUUUUAUUAAGGGAGUUUACGUUAUGAAGAAUCACCACUAGUGA